Messenger RNA from Eutrema salsugineum, 1377 nucleotides. Its product is annotated as WD repeat-containing protein 55. The record is from RefSeq and is a predicted model, not a curated record. Gene Ontology annotation, molecular function: protein binding. NCBI's taxonomy places the organism in Eukaryota, Viridiplantae, Streptophyta, Magnoliopsida, Brassicales, Brassicaceae. The coding region runs from base 105 to 1157 and encodes 350 amino acids. The transcript is spliced from 15 exons.
AACCCUAAAUAAACCCUACUUAAUUCGACCCGACGGCUUCUCUAGUCACUUGUCUCUCUAUACUUUGGGGGCAGUUGGUGAUUUAAGAUUCUGAAGUUGUUGUAAUGGAGAUCGAUUUGGGAGCCAACGCCUUCGGUAUUGACUUCCAUCCAUCGAAGAAUCUAGUGGCUGCUGGUCUCAUCGAUGGCCACUUGCAUCUAUACCGAUACGACAAAGAUUCUUCACUUGUCAGGGAGCGUAAAGUUCGUGCCCAUAAUGAGUCUUGCAGAGCUCUUCGUUUUAUUGAUGAUGGACAAAGAAUCGUCACAGCUUCAGCAGAUUGCUCCAUUCUAGCUACCGAUGUAGAGACUGGUGCUAGUGUUGCACGUCUUGAGAAUGCUCACGAGGAUGCUGUUAACACUUUGAUAACUGUUACUGAGACAACAAUCGCUUCAGGGGAUGAUAAAGGCUGCGUUAAGAUUUGGGAUACGAGACAGCGCUCUUGCUCGCACGAGUUUAGUGUACACGAAGAUUACAUUUCUGACAUGACCUUCGCAUCUGAUUCGAUGAAGCUAGUGGCAACAAGUGGAGAUGGGACUCUGUCUGUCUGUAACGUAAGAACGAGCAAGGUCCAAUCUCAGUCGGAGUUUUCUGAAGACGAACUACUUUCUGUUGUUAUAAUGAAGAAUGGCCGUAAAGUUAUCUGUGGAACACAGAAUGGUACUCUCAUGUUGUAUUCAUGGGGAUUUUUCAAGGAUUGCAGCGAUCGGUUUGUUGAUCUAUCUCCAAAUUCCGUUGAUGCUCUAUUAAAGCUUGAUGAGGACAGAGUUAUCACUGGAUGUGAUAAUGGAAUACUUAGUCUCGUUGGAAUACUGCCCAACAAAAUCAUACAGCCAAUUGGGUCUCACGAGUUUCCUAUCGAAGAUCUCGCUCUCUCGCAUGAUAAAAGGUUUCUCGGUAGCACAGCUCAUGACAGUAUGUUGAAGUUGUGGGACCUAGAAGAAAUUCUAGAAGGUUCAAAUGGAAACGCAUCGGGAGCUGCAGGAGAUAGUGACAGCGACAACGAUGAGAUGGACUUGGACAAUGAUCCUCCCAGUCGUUCCAAAGGUACCAAGAGGAAAACAAAAAGUAAAUCAACUCCUGUGGACGAUAGAGCUAGUUUCUUCGCAGACUUGUAGUUAGAUUUUGUGUCAGAGUUGUAUGGCAAGUAUGUCAAUUUCAUACUUGAGAGUUGUCUACUUAUAUUCAGACAGUUUUGUUAAUUGACCUUAUCUUUUCUCGAUGCACUCUUUACCAUCACAAUAUUUUUUGUUCAUCACCAAUUGAACAUGUGACACUUUGUCAUGUGUUUCUUUAUCCCAUUCAGAUCAUAUACAAUUAUACAAGAUUCAAUUGAAG